UAGCUGACUGUGGGCUCUGUCGGCUAGUUCACCGGCACUAGCGGUUAAAACACGGUUUAAGGUCGCUACCGAUAGACCGCGUUCGCUAUAAUAUUGUGUUUUAAACUAAGUUUUACUGUCAUGUCGUGGACUACAGGAUCGAUUCAACUGUUCCUGAUUUUGUGUUUUACGCAAACUUGUCUGACGACACACCCAGAAACCAGAGGCUUCACAGGUACAGAGAAAAAUGGAAGCCUGUGGAUCAAUCUAAAUGACGAAGAAGUCCUGAGCGGUCGCCUUACAACCGUCUUUCUCCCAAUCAUUUACAUAAUUGUGUUUUUGGUGGGUCUCCCCACCAAUGCCUUGGCAAUCUGGGUCUUCCUCUUCAGGACCAAGAAAAAGCACCCAUCUUCGAUCUACAUGGCCAACCUGGCUCUGGCUGACCUGCUGUUUGUCAUCUGGCUCCCCUUAAAAAUCGCCUACCACUUCAACGGCAACAACUGGAUCUACGGAGAAGGAUUAUGCAAAGUGCUGGUAGCAUUUUUCUACGGCAACAUGUACUGCUCAAUUGCCUUUAUCGCAUGUAUAAGUGUUCAGCGUUAUUGGGCUGUGGCUCACCCGCUGUCUCAGCAACAGAAGAGAAACCGUGUAGCUGUUUCUGUCUCUGUCACUAUCUGGGUGGUGGUCUGGCUCAUCAGCAUCCCUCUCUAUCUGUAUAAUCAAGAAGUUAAGAUAGCAAAACUCAAAAUCCUGACCUGCCAUGAUGUCACCAAGCCCUCUCAGAAGAAGAUUGCAGCAGGCUACUUUCUGACAAUGGGAAUGCUGGGAUUUGUCAUUCCCACUAUUGUGUGCAUCGUAUCUUAUGUUCUCAUGCUGAAGGCUCUCAGGAACAGCAUGAAGGAUCCUGCCAUUGCCAAGAGACGCAAAAAGGCUGUGGUCUUGAUCGUCACUGUCCUUGUUAUGUUUUUAUUGUGCUUUACCCCGAGUAACAUCAUGCUGAUGGUGCAUUACAUCCUCCUGCUUAAAGGGGCGGACAACAACUUGUAUGGGUUUUACAUCACGACCCUGUGCUUGGCCAGUCUCAACAGCUGUUUUGACCCUUUUGUUUACUAUUUCAUCUCCGAAGACUUCAGGGAGCACGUGAAGAACACAUUCCUGUGCCGAAGUGAGAGGACAGCACAGAGGAUGAGGGUCUCCUUCAGCGCUUUGAAGUUCUCCAAAAAAAGCAACUCAUAUACGUCAGGGUCAGGGAACACACGGAGCACGGAUUGUUAGUGAAUUCUUGAUUAUUUUUUUUUUAAGACUUGUUUUUAUCAUUUUACUGAAAUGUAAAAAGGACUUCCUGGUUUGUUACAGGUGAACAAGUCAGUUUGACUUUUAAUGUUACUGAUUUUUAAAGUUUUGUAAAAUCUUUGCUUUCAUUUGUUUUUUGUUGUUGUUUAAUGUGUAACGUUUCUUAAAGCUGCCUUAAUUUAAUUUAUCCAGAAUGUGAACAAUUGCUUUAGACAUUACAAAUGUGUCCAAAAUUGUGCCAUAAUUUUUAUUGAGAGCAACUCUCUGACAGCUUGUGCUAGAGUGCUUUGCUGCCUUGCUUAUAAAUAACAUUUAGCGUAUAUCAAAGAAGAUGAAGUCACUUUUUGUUUGUUUUUUGGUAAAUCUUUUUACUAUAUUUAAAAGGUUCUCAAUAAAAGUAUCAUCUCAAUUUAUUGUGCUUUCUCACUGCAUACUUGUUAGGUGUUAUCCAUCAGCUCACUAUUGCUAACCGAACUGGUUACAUUUGUGCACAAUUCUUUAAAUUAGUUGAAGCUCUCCGAUGUCAGUGCCAAUAAAAGAAAUGAUAUUUCUUUUAUUGGUUUUUCCAUUAUGCUUGUGACAGUUUGUGAAACAAGUAUGCAGUUGCAUAAAUGCCAUUGCAUGUGGCAUUAAAAGUGUUUCUAUGUUA
Molecule: messenger RNA, 1921 nt
Organism: Oreochromis aureus
Lineage: Eukaryota; Metazoa; Chordata; Actinopteri; Cichliformes; Cichlidae
Product: proteinase-activated receptor 2-like
Exons: 2
Coding region: 121-1254 (377 amino acids)
Biological process (GO): phospholipase C-activating G protein-coupled receptor signaling pathway; thrombin-activated receptor signaling pathway; positive regulation of Rho protein signal transduction
Cellular component (GO): membrane
Molecular function (GO): thrombin-activated receptor activity
Source: RefSeq, a predicted model, not a curated record